Messenger RNA from Pyricularia pennisetigena, 342 nucleotides. RefSeq lists its product as uncharacterized. The record is from RefSeq and is a predicted model, not a curated record. NCBI's taxonomy places the organism in Eukaryota, Fungi, Ascomycota, Sordariomycetes, Magnaporthales, Pyriculariaceae. The coding region runs from base 1 to 342 and encodes 113 amino acids. The transcript has 5 exons. Gene Ontology annotation, molecular function: peptidyl-prolyl cis-trans isomerase activity.
AUGGGUGUUACAAAGACCACAACACAGGAGGGCACCGGUCCCAACCCCAAGGUGGGCCAGACCGUCGUCAUCGAGUACACUGGCUUCCUGAAGGACACAUCCAAGCCCGACAACAAGGGCGCCCAGUUCGACAGCUCCGUUGGCAGGGGCGACUUCGAGACCCCUAUCGGUGUUCAGCGUGUCAUCAAGGGCUGGGACGAGGGUGUUGUCGCCAUGAAAGUUGGCGAGAAGGCCACUCUGGACAUAACCGCUGACUAUGGCUACGGAGCCCGUGGAUUCCCCGGUGCCAUCCCGCCCAACUCGGACCUCAUCUUCGAUGUCUACCUGAAGAAUAUCAAAUAG